This is a messenger RNA of Metopolophium dirhodum (rose-grain aphid), 762 nucleotides long. Its product is annotated as histone H2B-like. Gene Ontology annotation, molecular function: structural constituent of chromatin; DNA binding; protein heterodimerization activity. Bases 342 to 722 code for a protein of 126 amino acids. Lineage: Eukaryota; Metazoa; Arthropoda; Insecta; Hemiptera; Aphididae. Gene Ontology annotation, cellular component: nucleosome. The record is from RefSeq and is a predicted model, not a curated record. The transcript has a single exon.
AAUGAUACUCUGGUCAGCUUCAACACGGGUUUAUAUAUAGUGAAAUUGCCCUUAAAUUGAGAUGUAUGAGACGUAAAACAAAAAUGUGACGAUGUAAUAUGACGAGUUAGUUGUGUAAAAGGUUAUAGCAAAAGGUACUUUUACACAAGCAAAAUGUAGGGUGUCCGGAGCAGAUGUAUUUCCCCCAGAGGGUAGUAAUGUGACGAUUUAAUAAGGGUGAUGUCGACCAAUGAACGCACGUAGUUGCACCGCAAAAAUAGCUUAAAUACGAGAGCACUAUUUCUAGGGUGUCACUCGUUCGAGCCGUACCAUACAACACAGUUCAGCAGGCAAACACAAACAUGGCUCCAGGAGGAAAAUCAGCAGGAAAGGCGAUGAAAAAAUCGUCGGGCAAAGCGCAAAAGAACAUCGUCAAGGCCGGAAAGAAACGCAAGCCCAAGAGGAAAGAAUCGUACGGUAUUUACAUCUACAAAGUCCUGAAACAAGUACACCCCGAUACCGGCGUCUCCUCAAAGGCAAUGAGCAUCAUGAACAGCUUCGUCAACGAUCUUUUCGAGCGCAUCGCCGCCGAAUCAAGCCGGCUGGCUCACUACAACAAGCGUUCAACAAUCACCAGUCGGGAAAUCCAAACCGCUGUCCGUCUGUUGUUGCCUGGUGAGUUGGCCAAGCACGCCGUCAGCGAAGGCACAAAGGCCGUCACGAAAUACACCAGCUCCAAGUAAUCGAACGUGACGAUGAUAUUCCACAACCUACUGCGAUAUA